GUCGGGAGUGCAACGGGGGGUGGGGUGGGUUAUAAACGAAGGUUAGUCUUCAUUUGCUGAGGACAGGAUCCAGAGAAGAGCAGAACUGCAUGUCAGUAGUUACAAGUGCUGGGCGUACUUUAUCAAGCACCAACAUGACUUUGCUGAGAGGUAUCAUCAUUCAGAUACUAUGGGCUUUCUAUGCUAAGGGACAAGUGCCAGUAUGCGAACAGCCGCCUGAUGUUGAUUUUGGAGAAAUUAUUAGUGGCGAGAAAUUGCAAUAUGUGGAAAGUGACUCAGUGCAGUAUGGCUGCUAUCCUGGAUACACACUGGCAGGAUCUGAACGGAUAACGUGUUAUGGGAGAAACUGGAUGCCACCGCCAAAAUGUUUGGCACCAUGUACUAUCACAAAACAGCAACUGGAGGACAAAAAACUGCUUCUGCCAAGUGGCCGUAGACAUACAAUAAUUAUUCUAAAUGAUCAAUUAGUGGAAUUUUCCUGCAGAGAAGGAUAUAACCCCACAGAUCCUUCAGCCAGAAAGUGUGUUGAUGGGCACAUAGAUUUUCCACUGUGUAUCUCUGCCACAGGAAAGAAAUGUGGACGUCCACCUGUUCUUGCUAAUGGAGAUAUAACUACUUUUCCCCAAAAAGAGUAUGCCUCAGGCUUUUCUGUGGAAUACAAAUGCCAAAAGUUUUAUUCAGUGAAAGGGCAAAAUAAAUCUUUCUGUAACAAUGGAAACUGGACAGAAACACCAAUUUGUGAGGGUAAGAUGAUGUUUUCUACAGCAAAACCUAUACCUUUUUUUUUUCAGUGUAUCUAACUCUAAGUAUAUCUGGUAGCAGGUAAAUGUGUUUCACAGUUCAAAUUUUUGUUACAUUAUUUUGUACCAAUAUUUUGAACUUUGUAAUACAGAGAUUUUACUGUUAGAAAUCUAAAUAUUUCUAAUGAAAGUUCAAAAUCUCCUGAGCUUCUUUUAGGAAAUUAUUGGAAAAUGUAUUUUCUUUACUAUUUCAAUGAAGUCCUUUUAAAGGAACAUUGAAUGAAAUUUCAGGGUAGAAAAUUUGAAAUUGAUAAAAGUAAUUAGAUGGUGGAACUCAUUGCCAUAGGAAGUGAUUGAGGCCAGAAGUUAGCAAGACUCAAAAAGGAAUUCAGUGUUUAUAUGGCCUACAAGAAUAUCCAGAAUUAUCAUGAUUAAUAAUGAUAAAAAUGUGGAAACAAUAUUCACAUUCAUGUUUCAGGGUUAAAACAGUCUGUAAUUAUUAGAGAUCAAGCUGAGAUCCAAUAUGAGGGGGUGGGGAGCAAAUUAUGCCAUCUCUGCCUGCCUCAGGGUUCUUACACCCUCCUAUGAUGCAUCUGGUACAGGCCACUGGCUGAGAUCUAAUCUGGGAAUCCCAGGUUCUUCACCAGACCGUUUUUCUAUUACUAACAUCAAAACAAAUUUGUGAUGAUUGGAAAAGCCAGGUAAUAUCUUGUUCAGUGUUUGUUCCUGACAAUCAGAUACUUUUCUUUUCUCUCUGCCCCCCAAAUCACUCCACCUAAAUCUCAACCACGAUAACUAUACGUACAUCAUUAGAUUUCUAUUUUUCUCA
This is a messenger RNA of Dermochelys coriacea (leatherback sea turtle), 1569 nucleotides long. Its product is annotated as complement factor H-related protein 1-like. The transcript is spliced from 4 exons. The coding region runs from base 90 to 800 and encodes 236 amino acids. Lineage: Eukaryota; Metazoa; Chordata; Testudines; Dermochelyidae. The record is from RefSeq and is a predicted model, not a curated record.